CCCGGGGCAACGCCAACCUUUCGUUCCUCCAUCAACCACUAAGCUCUCUUAACAUCGUCCCGUUCGAUGAAUAGAAUUUCGAAUUACUAGUCAUUUUGUGAUUCCUCUCAGUAUCUUGAGCCCAUUCAUUUGUAUCAAUCAUAUCACAACCAUGCCGGUCGACACCGUCCAGGAUGAACAACACGACAAGGCGUGGGAGAAGGCUGAGCGGAAAUUCUCACAUAAAACUGCUAGUGAAUACUACGAUCCUUGCCAGGACUUCGCUGACCGGAGUCUAAAAUGUAUGAAACGCAAUGGCUUUGAUCGCGAGAUGUGCGGUGACUAUUUUCAAGCCUAUCGGGACUGUAAGAAGAACUGGCUUAACCAGAAGAAGGCAGCUCCUCAGUCAAAAUAAUGAGGCCAUUGAGCUUCGGGAAUGUUUGAUAUUGGCCUGAAUCACGGCCAUCUCUGGGUCUUCAUGGCGCUUGCUCAGCAUUCGUGUAGCUCACGCACAUCGCUGCCUUUACUCGGCUCUUUUGCUUGACUAUCAGCCUCUCCGAGGCGCUUCGGCAGCCAGGUAUCCCGUCCAGAUCUGAAAUGGCCGAAUUCUGUUACAACAUCGCGCGCAUUCGUUUAUACCUUUUUUUGGCCCUGAGCACUGGGCUCAAAGUUUUAUGGCGCAUUGGUCUUAUUUGUCAACCCUCGAUAGCAAUCUGAGGCUGUAUACUAUCCCACUCUGUUUACUUCUCAUCUCUUAAAGCCUGCAUUCUUCGUGGAGAGGGCCACCCACUGGUAUCUCUUCCAAAUUUUUACUCGGUUUUCUCUAGAAAAAAUUUGAUUCGGAAAAGUUAUGUGUUUGAGAGCUGUUCUCAUAAUCUACCAAAUCAUGGAGUGGCCUUUUGAAUGGGACA
Penicillium brasilianum is the source of this 890-nucleotide messenger RNA. NCBI's taxonomy places the organism in Eukaryota, Fungi, Ascomycota, Eurotiomycetes, Eurotiales, Aspergillaceae. The record is from the annotation of a GenBank genome assembly.